AUGGAGGAGAGGCAGGAUGCUCUGGUCCUGACCGUUCAUCUCCUGGCAAACGCCGGGCACUCCCUGCCCUUGCAGCGAACUCUGGAUCAUCUCUUGGAGUGGAUUUUUCCCGAUAUUCGCCUCUUCCUGGUGUCAGAGCGGGCCGCUCCGGUCACGUCCCGUGAAAGACAGCGUCCGAAGAGGUUGGGGUUUCCGGGGACGUCGGUUCUGCUGUUCCUCCACGAGGGUCUGGGCCCGGAGCGCAUCUUCCGGGUCCUGGACUCCUUCCAACACCCCCCGUGGAAGCACCACCAAACCCGGAGCGCUCCGGGAAGGGCUCCCGCCCCCGCCGGGCAGGAAUUCUACGGCCUGGAUAACCACAUGCCCGUCUGGGGGGUGAGGCGGGUCCACUACGGCGCCGAGAUCCUGCGGGUGACCUUGUACUGUAGCUUUGACAACUAUGAAGACGCGGUCCGACUGUACGAGAUGAUCUUGCGGAAGGCGGUCACCCUGCAGAAGAGCAACUUCUGCUGCUUCGUGCUGCAUUCGACGCGGACCUUCACGGUCCAGUUGUCCUUGAAGCAGUUGCCCCUGGGGACGGCUGUCGACCUGAAGGAGUCUGCAGUCCUGCAGUUUAAGGUGCAGGAGAUUGGCCAGCUGGUGCCUCUGCUGCCUAAUCCCUGUGUCCCCAUAAGCAGCACCAGGUGGCAAACUCAAGACUAUGACGGGAACACAAUUCUACUUCAGGUGCAGGCAAAGCCAGGAGCCGGUGGAAGAAACGAUAAGCUCGCUCCCCGGGAAAGGAGCAGCGCGGGGGCCGGGAAUGUCCUGCGCGAGACCCCCCGGCCACUCAGCUUCCCACAGAGGAUGGCCGAGCCAAGGCCGGAGCGAGGCCUGUCCAUGAGAGGAAAGGCCAGCUCCCCGACGUCCGAGGAACCGCGGGGCAGCUUGACUUCCGAAAGCCCCUGCAGCAGCCCACGAAGCAGCUCUUGCUCCCCGAGCAUCCCGGCAGCAGGCCCCCAGAGGGAUGGAUCCUCCCCCCACCUCAGCCUGGGAAGCGGGUUUCCAGAGCCCGAGGAGGAGGUGGAUGUCGACACGGCAUUCGCGGUCGUCGGUCCAGGCCGCGGACGCACAUCCCCGACCACGUUGCCGCGGGACGUGCAGGGCAGCCUGCCCUCGAGAGGCCUGCCGUUGUCGUUUGCUGACCAGGGGCACGGGAGGGUAGGGAAAGCGGCCUCGGAAUUUCAUCUGCAGCUCUCAGAAGCACCGAGCGGAAACGAAGAGGAGGAGGAGUUCUUCUUAUAG
Molecule: messenger RNA, 1284 nt
Organism: Tachyglossus aculeatus (Australian echidna)
Lineage: Eukaryota; Metazoa; Chordata; Mammalia; Monotremata; Tachyglossidae
Gene: FAM124B
Product: family with sequence similarity 124 member B
Exons: 2
Coding region: 1-1284 (427 amino acids)
Cellular component (GO): nucleoplasm
Source: RefSeq, a predicted model, not a curated record